Molecule: messenger RNA, 4901 nt
Organism: Saimiri boliviensis boliviensis (Bolivian squirrel monkey)
Lineage: Eukaryota; Metazoa; Chordata; Mammalia; Primates; Cebidae
Gene: MLH3
Product: mutL homolog 3
Biological process (GO): mismatch repair
Cellular component (GO): mismatch repair complex
Molecular function (GO): ATP hydrolysis activity; mismatched DNA binding; ATP binding
Source: RefSeq, a predicted model, not a curated record
UCAAGACCCAAGGUGCGCGCGUCAGCGUCCGAGGCGGUUGGCGUUUGGGAGUUGGUUAAGCGGGACUCGAGGGCAUGUGGGAUUCAGAAAGGAGCAUUGAAAAUUAUGAAAUUAUGAAUGUUUCUUUGGAUGUUAAUCCAUUGCACCAAGCAUGAGCUGUGCCUAGAGAUCAGAGGCAAUUAUUUCCAGUCAGAGAAGGAAACCAGUGCCUGGCAUUCUCACCAUCUUUCUCCCUGCCAUGAUCAAGUGCUUGUCAGUUGAAGUACAAGCCAAAUUGCGUUCGGGUUUGGCCAUAAGCUCCUUGGGCCAAUGUGUUGAGGAACUUGCCCUCAACAGUAUUGAUGCUGAAGCAAAAUGUGUGGCUGUCAGGGUGAAUAUGGAAACCUUCCAAGUUCAAGUGAUAGACAAUGGAUUUGGGAUGGGGAGUGAUGAUGUAGAGAAAGUGGGAAAUCGUUAUUUCACCAGUAAAUGCCACUCGGUACAAGACUUGGAGAAUCCAAGGUUUUAUGGUUUCCGAGGAGAGGCCUUGGCAAGUAUUGCUGACAUGGCCAGCGCUGUGGAAAUUUCAUCCAAGAAAAACAGGACAAUGAAAACUUUUGUGAAACUGUUUCAGAACGGAAAAGCCCUGAAAGCUUGUGAAGCUGAUGUGACUAGACCAAGCGCUGGGACAACUGUAAUAGUGUAUAACCUGUUUUACCAGCUGCCUGUACGGAGGAAAUGCAUGGACCCUAGACUGGAGUUUGAGAAGGUUAGACAGAGGAUAGAAGCUCUCUCACUCAUGCACCCUUCCAUUUCUUUUUCUUUGAGAAAUGAUGUUUCCGGUUCCAUGGUUCUUCAGCUCCCUAAAACCAAAGACAUAUGUUCCCGAUUUUGUCAAAUUUAUGGAUUGGGGAAGUCCCAAAAGUUAAGAGAAAUAAGUUUUAAAUAUAAAGAGUUUGAGCUUUGUGGCUAUAUCAGCUCUGAAGCACAUUACAAUAAGAAUAUGCAGUUUUUAUUUGUGAACAAAAGACUAAUUUUAAGGACAAAGCUACAUAAACUCAUUGACUUUUUAUUAAGGAAAGAAAGUAUUAUAUGCAAGCCAAAGAAUGGUUCCAGCAGUAGGCAAAUGAAUUCAAGUCCUCGGCCCCGGUCUACCCCAGAACUCUAUGGUAUAUAUGUAAUUAAUGUGCAGUGCCAGUUCUGUGAAUAUGAUGUCUGCAUGGAGCCAGCCAAAACUCUGAUUGAGUUUCAGAACUGGGACACUCUCUUGUUUUGCAUUCAGGAAGGAGUGAAAAUGUUUUUAAAGCAAGAAAAAUUAUUUGUGGAAUUAUCAGGUGAGGAUAUUAAGGAAUUUAGUGAAGAUAACGGUUUUAGUUUAUUUGGUGCUACUCUUCAGAAGCAUGUGACUUCCAAUGAGAGGAGUAACCAGGGCAGUUUCCAGGAAGCAUGUAAUAAUAUUUUAGAUUCCUAUGAGGUGUUUAAUUUGCAAUCAAAAGCUGUGAAAAGAAAAGCUACUGCAGAAAACACAAACACACAGAAUUCUAGGGAUUUAGAAGCUAUCAGAAGAAAUACAAAUGAUUCACUUUUGUACACUUGUGAAUCAGGUGGUCCAGGCCACAGCAAAAUGACAGAGCCAUCAUCACAAAACAAAGACAGCUCUUGCUCAGAACCAAAGAUGUUAGAACAAGAGGGAAUUGUCGCAUCAGAAGCAGGAGAAAAUGAGAAACAUAAAAAAUCUUGCCUGGAACAUAGCUCUUUAGAAAAUCCAUGUGGAACCAGUUCGGAAAUGUUUUUAAGUCCCUCUCAGACACCACGUCACUUUGAGGAGAGCAGGGAGAAUCUAACAAUAUGGAAAGAAAGUACUGUUAAUGGCAUGGCUGCCAACAUCUUGAAAAAUGAUAGAAUUCAGCCUCAACCAGAGAGAUUUAAAGAUGCUACUGAAGUGGGAUGCCAGCCUCUGCCUUCUGAGGCAACAUUACUGGGAGUACAUAAUGCUCAGAUAGAGAAAGAGAAAAGACAAAAAGAACCUAGCAAUUGUGGAGGAAGAAAUGUUUUUAGUUAUGGACGAGUUAAAUUAUGUUCCACUGGCUUUAUAACUCAUGUGGUACAAAAUGAGAAAACUAAAUCAACUGAAACAGAACAAUCAUUUAAAAAUUAUGUUAGACCUGGUCCCACAAGUGCCCAAGAAACAUUUGGAAAUAGAACACGUCAUUCAGUUGAAACUCCAGACAUAAAAUAUUUAGCCAGCACUUUAAGUAAAGAAUCUGCUCAAUUACCCAACAAAAAAAUUUGCAGAACAAAUAUAAGUUAUGGGCUAGAGAAUGAACCUACAGCAACUUAUAAAAUGUUUUCUACUUUUCAGGAAGGUAGCAAAAAAUCACAAACAGGUUGCAUAUUAUCUGAUACACUCUCCUCUUUCCCCUGGUAUAGAAAUGUUUCAAAUGAUAUUAAGAAAACAGAUAAAUUAAUUGGUUCCUCCAAACCAAUCGUCCGUAAGAAGCUAAGCUUGAGUUCACAACUAGGAUCAUUAGAGAAGUUUAAGAGGCAAUAUGGAAAGAUUGAAAAUCUUCAGGAUACUGAAGUAGAGGAAAGGAACGUUGAAGUCACUACCAAUCUCUGUCCUCAAGUUGAACUGGACAUUCUGCUGAAGGACAAGAACUGCUUAGACAACUCUGAUGUUUGUAAAAUCACUACUACGAAGCAUAGUGAUUCAAAUAGUAGUUGUCAACCAGCAAGCCACAACCUUUACUCAGAGAAGUUUCCAUUCUCCAAGGAUGAAGAUUGUUUAGAACAACAGAUGCCUGGUUUGAGAGAAAACCCUAUGACCCUGAAGGAGUUCUCUCUCUUUAAUAGAAAACCUCUGGACCUUGAGAAAUCAUCUGAAUCACUAGCCUCUAAAUUAUCCAGACUGAAGGGUUCUGAAAAAGAAACUCAAACAGUGGAGAUGAUGAGUCCUUUUAAUGAACUUCCAAAUUCAGAUUCCAGUAGGAAAGACAGCGAGUUGUACAGUGCGUUAACACAAGAUUUUUGUAUGUUAUUUAAAAACGAGCAUGAAAAAGUAGAGAAUGGUGUCAUCCCAGUAUCAGAUUCUGCCACACAGGGUAAUUCCUUUAAUAAAAAUAGUGAAACACACUCUAACAGCAGUACAACAGAGAACUCUGUGAUAUCAGAAACUCCUUUGGUAUUGCCCUGUAAUAAUUCUAAAGUUACCGGUAAAGAUUCAGAUGUUCUUAUCAGAGCUUCAGAAGAACAGAUAGAAAGUCCUGACUCUCCCAGUGGAAUGUUAGUGAAUCUGGUAGAAGAUGCCACAGGUGACCAAAAUGGAAUUUGUUUUCAAAGUGAGGAAUCUAAAGCAAGAGCUUGUUCUGAAAAUGAAGAGUCUAACACAUGUUCGGAUUGGCAGCAGCAUUUUGAUGUAGCCUUGGGAAGAAUGGUUUAUGUCAACAAAAUGACUGGACUCAGCACAUUCAUUGCCCCAACUGAGGACAUUCGGGCUGCUUGUACUAAAGACCUGACAACUGUGGCUGUGGAUGUUGUACUUGAGAAUGGAUCUCAGUACAGGUGUCAUCCUUUUAGAAGCGACCUUGUUCUUCCUUUCCUUCCGAGAGCUCGAGCAGAGAGGACGGUGAUGAGACAGGAAAACAGAGAUACUAUGGAUGAUACUGCUGGUAGUGAAUCACUUCAGUCUUUGUUCUCAGAAUGGGACAAUCCAGUAUUUGCCCGUUAUCCAGAGGUUGCUGUUGAUGUAAGCAGUGGCCAGGCUGAGAGCUUAGCAGUUAAAAUUCACAACGUCUUGUAUCCCUAUCGUUUCACCAAAGAAAUGAUUCAUUCAAUGCAGGUUCUCCAGCAAGUGGAUAACAAGUUUAUUGCCUGCUUGAUGAGCACUAAGACUGAAGAGAAUGGCGAGGCAGGUGGGAACCUGCUCGUGCUGGUGGAUCAGCAUGCUGCCCAUGAGCGUGUACGCCUGGAGCAGCUUAUCAAUGAUUCCUACGAGAAGCAACAGGCACAGGGCUCUGGUCGGAAGAAAUUACUGUCUUCUACUCUAAUUCCUCCACUAGAGAUAACAGUGACAGAGGAACAAAGGAGACUCUUACGGUGUUACCACAAAAAUCUGGAAGAUCUGGGCCUUGAAUUUGUAUUUCCAGACACUAGUGAUUCUCUGGUCCUUGUGGGAAAAGUACCACUCUGUUUUGUGGAAAGAGAAGCCAAUGAACUUCGGAGAGGAAGAUCUACUGUGACCAAGAGUAUGGUGGAGGAACUUAUCCGAGAACAAGUGGAGCUACUCCAGACCACAGGAGGCAUCCAAGGGCUACUGCCACUGACUGUCCAGAAGGUGCUGGCAUCCCAGGCCUGCCAUGGGGCCGUUAAGUUUAAUGAUGGCCUGAGCUUAGAGGAGAGUUGCCGCCUUAUUGAAGCUCUGUCCUUGUGCCAGCUGCCAUUCCAGUGUGCUCACGGGAGACCUUCUAUGUUGCCAUUAGCUGACAUAGACCACUUGGAGCAGGAAAAACAGAUUAAACCGAAUCUCGCUAAACUUCGCAAAAUGGCCCAGGCCUGGCGUCUCUUUGGAAAAGCAGAGUGUGAUACAAGGCAGAGCUUGCAGCAAUCCACGGCUCCCUGUGAGCCACCAUGAGAACAGAAUCACUAGUCUAAAAGGAACAAAGGGAUGUUCACUGUAUGCCUCUUAGCAGAGAGCAGCAGCAGCAGGUACCGGCACAGCCCUGACUGAAUCAGCCCAGUGUCCCUGAGCAGCUUAGACAGCAGGGCUCUUUGUAUCAGUCUUUCUUGAGCAGAUGAUUCCUCUAGUUGAGUAGCCAGAUGGAAUUCAAGCCUAAAGACAGCUCAUUCAUUUGCAUCUGUGGACACAAGAGGUUACCAUAUAAUGUCUACCUUUUGCUGCUUAUUUAAUGAUAAAAUUUAAUGAC